Zea mays is the source of this 807-nucleotide messenger RNA. RefSeq lists its product as uncharacterized. The coding region runs from base 102 to 551 and encodes 149 amino acids. Lineage: Eukaryota; Viridiplantae; Streptophyta; Magnoliopsida; Poales; Poaceae. Gene Ontology annotation, cellular component: chloroplast thylakoid membrane. The record is from RefSeq and is a predicted model, not a curated record. The transcript is spliced from 5 exons.
UAUAAAGAAAGAAAAACGAAAAACGAAAAACUAGAGGGUGGAGGACAACGGUGUCCAGCAAAAGAGAGAGAAGAGGAGGGGAGGAGGUGGAAGUAGCAAGAAUGGCGUGCUCCACCAAUCUCUGCUUCUCGGCGUCGAUUCCUCCUCUUCCAGCCUCUUCUUCUUCUUCUGUCUCCUCCCCCUUCCUCACGGUGGAGCGUGUGUCCUAUGUUCCGUCCUUGUCCAGGUGGACAAUCCGAUACAAGCAAUUGGGGCAUGCAUAUCAGAGAAGCCACGUUCUGGCCUUUGCUAGUGCAGAUGGUAAAAGAAGCUCAGGUGAGAAUGUUGUGAUGGUUGAUCCACUGGAAGCUAAGCGUCUAGCUGCUAAACAAAUGCAAGAAAUUAGGGCCAAAGAAAAGCUGAAGAGGCGCAGUCAAGCAGAAGCUAUCAAUGGGCCAUUGGCAAUGAUAGGACUGACUGCUGGAUUGAUAGUGGAAGCUCAGACAGGAAAAGGCAUCUUAGGGCAGCUAGCUGGAUAUCUGACGGCUAUUUCUAGUUUAUUUGGACAAUAAUAGUGGGCCAUCUUUGGAGAUUUAUUUUUUCACGUUCCUUGGCCAGGAGAGCUCUUAUCUGUUGCAUCCACCCAAUUUUUGUGGGGGAGUUAAUCCGAGCCCAGACUUGUAUGUUUAUCAAGCACGCAUGGGCUGAACAUUAAUUAUACAUGUAACGGGGUCGUUCUAUGUAGCCCAACCAUUUCUGAUGAUAGAACCUGCUAAAGAGCAGUUCUUCAUCAUACUUAAAUGUGAAAUGUUAAGUCUUUGAGAACUC